Molecule: messenger RNA, 6254 nt
Organism: Nerophis ophidion (straightnose pipefish)
Lineage: Eukaryota; Metazoa; Chordata; Actinopteri; Syngnathiformes; Syngnathidae
Gene: jkamp
Product: jnk1/mapk8 associated membrane protein
Exons: 7
Coding region: 129-1055 (308 amino acids)
Biological process (GO): response to unfolded protein
Cellular component (GO): membrane
Molecular function (GO): ubiquitin protein ligase binding
Source: RefSeq, a predicted model, not a curated record
AAACUAAACGUAGAAGAAGUAGAUGUUGCGACAGAAAAAAACGCUUAACGGCAGCAAACUGCUCCCGCCUUGGACGUGCGAGGACUAUUAAACACAACAAUCUUACUUAUCUGGACAACAACCUCGCCAUGAUGGCUGUUGCCAUGACUGCAACAUGCCCGGGCUUGUACUGUGGCAGGAUACUGUUCAACGGUUCUGUUGAGAGAGACUGUGGCGUUUGUCCUCGUGGAGAGCGGGCCAACAACCAGAAGGUGUGCGAACGCUGCACCGAGUUCCCCGAGCUUUAUGAUUGGCUCUACCUGGGCUUCAUGGCCAUGUUGCCUCUCGUAUUGCACUGGUUCUUCAUUGAGUGGUAUUCGGGGAAAAAAAGUUCCAGUGCUUUCCUGCAACACAUCACCGCCAUGUUGGAGUGCAGCAUGUCGGCCGUCUUCACUCUGCUGGUGACCGAGCCUGUCGGGAUGCUCACUAUCCACUCCUGUCGGGUCCAGAUGCUGUCAGACUGGUACACCAUGCUCUAUAAUCCCAGUCCAGACUACAUCAACACUUUACACUGCACCCAGGAGGCCGUCUACCCACUAUACACAAUCGUGCUCAUCUACUACGCCUUCUGCUUGGUCCUGAUGAUGCUGCUGCGCCCGCUACUUGUCAAGAAGAUUGCAUGUGGGCUGGGCAAGUCGGACAGAUUCAAGAGCAUCUACGCUGCUUUAUACUUCUUCCCCAUCCUCACGGUGCUGCAGGCUGUCGGGGGAGGACUUCUCUAUUAUGCCUUUCCCUACAUCAUACUGGUCCUGUCUCUGGUCACUUUGGCCGUUUACAUGUCGGCCUCUGAAAUACAGUCCUUCAAGAACCUGGUUGCCAAGAAGAAGCGUCUGGUGGUGUUGUUCAGCCACUGGUUGCUGCACGCGUACGGCAUCAUCUCCAUCUCGCGCCUGGACAAGCUGGAGCAGGACCUGCCGCUGCUGGCCCUGGUGCCCGGCCCCGCCCUCUUCUACAUCGCCACAGCUAAGUUCACCGAGCCCAGCCGGAUCCUGUCGGAGGGCGGAAACGGACACUGACCUUUCCUAACCACACGGACUCAAGGAAGCCAUACAUAGAAAAAAAUCGAAUUUUUUGCAUCGUUGCUUCAGACAAAUGGUCUUUCCCGGUGUUCUGUCCAAUGGAGCUGCUUCCUCAAAAAGAGCUGACUGGACACGAUACGACGGGUCUUUUAACUCACACCCAUUUGGGUUACAAAUAACGCUGCCACUGUAGCAUCGCGGCUAAUUAGCAACGUAAUUACCCGAAACUCCAAACGAGAAGCCGCUACUUUUUUCUUGCACUUAAAUAACUUACAAGAUGGUGCGACUAAUGAAUGGAUUUUUCCUUCAACGACGGCCAUGAUAAAAAUAGUUUGAAAAAACAAAACGAGUAAAAAACAUUGAGAUAGUGUGUUAUUGUUUGUGCUAUGGCGCCAUCUUUCGGACAAGUUCACUCACUGCAGCUGGUGCCGUGUCCUUCUAUUUAGCGCCUUCUAUGCGGGCCGUCCAUAGCGUUUCUACUCAUAAGGAUUCUUCGUUCAUCACUCCAAGCAGCCUUUGUAAGUUUUACAAUACAACUACAACAAUUCAUACUUUCUAAAGCGUGCCAUGUGUGAGGUCUGUAGGAGUGUUAACAUGCAUAUUUGUACCUGCUAUCAAUAGCACGAGCUAAUAUGCUAACACGUUUUCGAGUGUCUGUGUUCAUAUUAUUAACUUACAACGGCAUUCUUCUAUUGUUUCAGUUUCACAAAUUCUUCAGUAAACUCACCAAAACGUCACCGUGGAGUUAUUGAAUCCGUUUAGCUGAUCGGAGAGCUAGCGUGCGCAGCUAGUGGGUCCAUGAUGACGGGUGCUGUCCGGGUUUAGAGCUUUGAAACGGAAGUACAAUUGCCAUUCCAUCUUCUGAGUCGUCCGUAGUGUUUCUACUCACCUUUCAUCACUGUAAAUUUUACAAUAUAACUAAAACAAUUUGUACUUACUAAAGCGUCCCACGUGCAAUGUCUGUAGGAGUGUUUUCAUGCAUAUUUGUACCUGCUAUCGUAAUGCAAUGACGCUAGCGUUGUGAAGAUUAGCUAAUAUGCUAACAUGUUUACAAGCAUCUUAGUAUGAUUAACUUUCAAUGACAUUCUUUUUGUGUAGUUUCAGUUUCACAAAUUCCUCAGUAAACUCACCAAAACCUUACUGUGGAGUUAUCGAGUCUCUUUAGCUGAUCGGAGAGCUAGCAUGCGCAGCUAGUGGGUCCAACACGAUGACUUCUGUUUUGUUUGAUCAGCCGUUUUACUGCCCUGUCACAGGCACGGUUUGGAAAGAAAUAAGGUAUGUAAAUAAGUAUUUAUCUUCUAUGUGUAAAUAGCUCAUUUCUACGAUCCAUCCUUUUUCUACCGCUUGUCCCUUUUGGGGUCGCAAUCUCAAUCUCACAACGUAUAUAUCUGCGGCUAAUAUAUGGAAAAGUAUGUUUUUUAAUCUAAAAAUUUGCGGGGGAAAAACGUUAUUUUUACUCUUGCAGCAACUGUCAUUGUUGACGUGCCUCCUGGUCAGAAAAUACACUGAAAGAAAUGCUCGGUAGCGUCGGGUAUCUCGACUUUGACGGGUCGCGGACUUGGACAGAACACCCGAAAAACAGUUAAUGGGGACUUCCUCAAUAAAAAAAAAAAUAAAUCAACAAACAGACUGAGAAUAAUGUCUAAAAUCAAAAAUAUGGUGUGUUUUACUUACUUGAUAGUACAUUAAAACUUACAGUACAUAUACAUAUGUACAUAAUCGCGUUUCAUCAAACAUAUACUAACAUUGUUGCCCUAGGGCAGGGGUCGGCAACCCAAAAUAUUGAAAGAGCCAUAUUGGACCAAAAAUACAAAAACAAUUAUGUCUGGAGCCACAAAAAAUUAAAAGCCAUAUUACAUACAGAUAGUGUGUCAUGAGAUAUAAAUUGAAUUAAGAGGACUUAAAGGAAACUAAAUGAGCUCCAAUAUAGCUACAAAUGAGGCAUAAUGAUGCAAUAUGUACAUAUAGCUAGCCUAAAUAGCAUGUUAGCAUUGAUUAGCUUGCAGUCAUGCAGUGACCAAAUAUGUCUGAUUAGCACUCCACACAAGUCAAUAACAUCAACAAUACUCACCUUUGUGCAUUCACGCACAGCAUAAAAAGUUUGGUGGACAAAAUGAGACAGAAAAAGAAGUGGCGUAAAACACGUCCUAGAAAGUCGGAGAAAGUUGUACAUGUAAACAAACUAGGGUGAGUUCAAGGACUGCCAAAAUUAGUAGGACAAAACGGCGCUCGCCAAAUACUGGAAUCAGUGAAGCAUGUUUAAUAUAAACAGUGUGCUUUAUAACAAUUAGGGAGGUUUGUGUCAUGUUUGUCCUCCUACAGAAACAAUAAUAAAACAAAAAAUGUAUUUUUUUCAUACAUUUUUGAAAAAACUCCAGAGUUAAUUUAGAUGUAUAUAUUUUUAAAUUGCCUAAGUUUAAGUAGCGUGAAAUAACACAACAGACACACUGAUACAUUAGUGUUUAUUAUAUUAUAUUAUAUUAUUGUAUUCCUUCUUAAGAAUGCAAUAUGAAGGAAAUGUACAUAAUGUAAAUAAUUCAACCCACUAAGACAGGGGUCCCCAACCUUUUUUCCACCAGAGACCGGUUCAAUGCAUGCAUUAUAUUCACGCACUAGCUGUCUACGUGUGGCAGAGAAAAACAGCAAAAAUAUGAGCAUAAAAAGGUCAACUCACUAUAACGCUGAAGUUGUUGGAGCCCUUGGCGUGUUUCUGCGCCAAGAGAAGGUCCCCCGCAUGUUGAUGGCAUUUACUGCAUAAUAUGUGUUUUUCAGCUAUUGUAAUACAUUUUUGCACCACUUGUGGCAGUAAUGACAAUAUACAAACCCCGUUUCCAUAUGAGUUGGGAAAUUGUGUUAGAUGUAAAUAUAAACGGAAUACAAUGAUUUGCAAAUCCUUUUCAACCCAUAUUCGAUUGAAUGCGCUACAAAGACAACAUAUUUGAUGUUCAAACUCAUAAACUUUAUUCUUGUGCAUUUAAUAAUAACUUAGAAUUUCAUGGCUGCAACACGUGCCAAAGUAGUUGGGAAAGGGCAUGUUCACCACUGUGUUACAUCACCUUUUCUUUUAACAACACUCAAUAAACGUUUGGGAACUGAGGAUACUAAUUGUUGAAGCUUUGAAAGUGGAAUUCUUUCCCAUUCUUGUUUUAUGUAAAGCUUCAGUCCUUCAACAGUCCGGGGUCUCCGCUGUCGUAUUUUACGCUUCAUAAUGCGCCACAAAUUUUCCAUGGGAGACAGGUCUGGACUGCAGGCGGGCCAGGAAAGUACCCGCACUCUUUUUUUAUGAAGCAACGCUGUUGUAACACGUGCUGAAUGUGGCUUGGCAUUGUCUUGCUGAAAUAAGCAGGGGCGUCCAUGAAAAAGACGGUGCUUAGAUGGCAGCAUAUGUUGUUCCAAAAGCUGUAUGGACCUUUCAGCAUUAAUGGUGCCUUCACUGAUGUGUAAGUUACCCAUGCCUUGGGCACUAAUGCACCCCCAUACCAUCACACAUGCUGGGUUUUGAACUUUGCGUCGAUAACAGUCUGGAUGGUUCACUUCCCCUUUGGUCCGGAUGACACGAUGUUGAAUAUUUCCAAAAACAAUUUGAAAUGUGGACUCGUCAGACCACAGAACACUUUUCCACUUUUCAUCAGUCCAUCUUAGAUGAUCUUAGGUCCGGAGAAGCCGGCGGCGUUUCUGAAUGUUGUUGAUAAAUGACUUUCACUUUCCAUAGUAGAGCUUUAACUUGCACUUACAGAUGUAGCAACCAACUGUAUUUAGUGAUAGUGGUUUUCUGAAGUGUUGCUGAGCCCAUGUGGUGAUAUCCUUUAGAGAUUGAUGUCGGUUUUUGAUACAGUGCCGUCUGAGGGAUGGAAGGUCACGGUCAUUCAAUGUUGGUUUCCGUGGAGUGAUUUCUCCAGAUUCUCUGAACCUUUUGAUGAUAUUAUGGAGCGUAGAUGUUGAAAUCCCUCAAUUUCUUGCAAUUGCACUUUGAGAAAUGUUGUUCUUAAACUGUUUGACUAUUUGCUCACGCAGUUGUGGACAAAGGGGUGUACCUCGCCCCAUCCUUUCUUGUGAAAGACUGAGCAUUUUUUGGGAAGCUGCUUUUAUAGACAAUCAUGGCACCCACCUGUUCCCAAUUAGCCUGCACACCUGUGGGAUGCUCCAAAUAAUCGUUUGAUGAGCAUUCCUCAACUUUAUCAGUAUUUAUUGCCAUAUUUCCCAACUUCUUUGUCACGUGUUGCUGGCAUCAAAUUCUAAAGUUAAUGAUUAUUUGCACAAAAAAAAAUGUUUAUCAGUUUGAACAUCAAAUAUGUUGUCUUUGUAGCAUAUUCAACUGAAUUGGGUUGAAAAGGAUUUGCAAAUCAUUGUAUUCUGUUUAUAUUUACAUCUAACACAAUUUCCCAACUCAUAUGGAAACAGGGUUUGUAAAACAAACAAAAGAAGUCUGGCUCUAAUGUCAUAAGCGCAAAAAUGCUGACUAAAGUGGUGCAGCUGUUAAGUUAAGAAACAUAUGUAUUAUAUGAUAUAGUUUAUUUAUUUUAGCAAAAAAUAUUGUAUGUAAAUUUAUUGUUUAUUUGGUUAGUACUUCUUUUUAACAUCAGCCUGACCUAAGCUUAAGGUUUAUUUGUUAAAUCAAUAAUAUCAUCUUUGUGAUGAACACAUGCUUUUAUGUCAUUUGACAAGGUAGGUUCGAUAUAAAUAUUGAUCAAAAUCAAGAAGAAGAUGACUAAUUCAGUGUGUAUAGUAAAAGUUGGGUCUGGAGGUUAAAAAGUUAAAUCUGUACAAGGACCCUGCAGGGCACUGCAGAUGGAAAUGAGCCUUUGGCUACAAUCUGGCACGUUACAUUUUAUACCUCCAUUAUUGUGCAUUGUCCCAUGUACUAAAACAAAGUAGACGUAAUAUUGGUGUGUUUAGUGGGACAGGCCAAAGUUAAUUUGGAGAAAAUGCGGUAGUUUUUAAAUUAAAUAAUAUUUCUGUGCGGCCGGGUAGGAAUUGCGUCACAGACCGGUGGUUGGGGACCGCUGCACUAAGAUAUAUGUUACAUACUGUAGAAGCAAGUGUUAGAUUUGAUCAUGUGAUAGAAUCAUUGUGCUGAGUCUGGUCAAUGUAAACAAACACAUUCUAAGUGCACAACCAUGUAGACCGGGGGAUGUCCAAACUUUUGGACUGGAGUCACUAUACAUAUAUGUUAUUUGAAUAAACACGUUUCAGUGA